Molecule: messenger RNA, 3252 nt
Organism: Doryrhamphus excisus (bluestripe pipefish)
Lineage: Eukaryota; Metazoa; Chordata; Actinopteri; Syngnathiformes; Syngnathidae
Product: transcription factor AP-4-like
Biological process (GO): regulation of transcription by RNA polymerase II
Cellular component (GO): nucleus
Molecular function (GO): RNA polymerase II cis-regulatory region sequence-specific DNA binding; protein dimerization activity; DNA-binding transcription factor activity, RNA polymerase II-specific
Source: RefSeq, a predicted model, not a curated record
GCGCACGCACACACACGCACAUACGCACACAAACACGUAGUAGGCGGAGGCAGCGGGUAUACACACAAACACGUAGUAGGCGGAGGCGAGAAGCCACACACACACACACACACACAAGCAAAAACGCAUUGGAGGGAACCCCAUCAGCUGUGGACAACUUUUGUUUUUCUGUGGUUUCUUCACAUCGCUGCACGCGAAGGCUUGUAAAAUCUAAUUCAACAUUUAACGGAACAUUCUGGGCGUACAAACACGGAGAGAGCGCACGUUUCUAGAAGAAGGCGGCUUUGGAAGCAUGGAAUAUUUCAUGAUGCCGACGGAGAAGAUACCGAACAUUCAGCAAUUCAAGAAGACGGAGAAAGAUGUCAUCGGCGGGCUGUGCAGUCUGGCCAACAUCCCAUUCAGUCCAGAGACGGCACAGGACCAGGAGAGAAGAAUCCGCCGAGAAAUCGCCAACAGCAACGAGCGGCGACGCAUGCAGAGCAUCAACGCUGGCUUCCAGUCCCUCAAAACCCUCCUGCCUCACACAGAUGGGGAGAAACUCAGCAAGGCGGCCAUCUUGCAACAGACAGCAGACUACAUUUUCACCUUGGAGCAGGAAAAGACACAGCUCCUGUCACAGAACAACCAGCUCAAACGCUUCAUUCAGGAGUUCAACGGUUCCUCACCAAAGAGGAGGCGAGCAGAAGAGAAAGAUGAAGGCAUCGGUUCUCCUGACACCCUGGAUGAAGAGAAGGUGGAGGAGCUGAGGAGAGAAAUGCUCGAGUUGCGUCAGCAGCUGGAUCGAGAACGUUCUGCUCGCGUGCAGCUGGAGGAGCAGGUGCGCUCAUUGGACACUCAGCUGCACCCGGAGCGUCUCAAGGUGAUCACCCAGCAGGUGGAGGAAGAGCAGGCACACCUCCAGAGCCAGACGCUGUUAAGGCUGCAGCAGAUUCAAGCUGCAGACCGACAACCUCACAGUCCAAAGGCGUUGGUUUCUCCGACUCCCCUCGCCUCAACGCAUCACCCAACAGUCAUCGUCCCAGCGCCAACACUAACCCAGCCACCCCAUCACCACGUCAACGUAGUAACCAUGAGCUCAUCUGUCCACACCAGCACCGUGUCCACGUCUAGACAAAACCUGGACACCAUCGUGCAGGCCAUCCAUCACAUUGAGCGCACUCAGGAGAGACGAGCGAGUGCAGAGGAGGAGCAGAGACGAGCUGUCAUUGUUAGCCCCGCCCAUGUUGCUAUGGACACCGCCUGCUCAGACACAGACACGGAUACGGAGGGAGAGGACUGUUCAAUGAACUGAUCGUGCUGUGAACUUGGAAACACUUAAAAACACCAUCUCACUGUAAGAUUCCAUCCAGAAGCUUGACUACUUUUUUUUUUUUUAAAGAAAAAAAAGCUCUCCAAACUCUGACUUCCAGUAGUGAAGCUCUUCUUUGUUGGUCAUGUCGUGUAAAUUGUCUAAUUGAAACCCAGGAGUGGUCAGCGUGCAGAGAAGGCCAUAGGCUGCUGUUCAUCGUCCGUCCUCCAUGUUGUUGUUUAUAUAGCGACAGUCGGAUGUCGCUGGCAGGCUGACUUCAUUUGUGCUGCAAAUUCUUAUUUUCAUUUAACAGAACUGAAUGUAACAACACAAUAAGCAGCCGCUUAUGACUUUUUUCUUUUUUUUUUCAUUUGAAAUGCGCGAGCUGCAAGUAUUUCUUUGAUUUAGAUUCCAUCAUAUUUAUGAUUGGUUUGUUUAUAUUUCAGUCGCAAAUUCAAAACACAGUCGAAUUGAAGGCAUGUCAGGCAGACUUGAUUACAGGAUACGUCACAUUCACUUGAAUGAAAAGUCUUCAUGAUCUAUUUAAGCCCUUUAAUAUAAGCUAUUGAAAAAUUGGAAUACAUACUCCGUCGGGGUUACUGAACGUUUCUUAUGAGAUUAACCUAAAAUCGGAUGUUUGUUAGGUUUAACAAGGAGCAGGACACCUUGAGAUGGAUUUUGAGGUCAGUCACCUAAAGUGCACAGCUGCUGACACGAGGCAAGUGUUCACCAGGAUUCUGGUAAUGUCUGGUGGCCUUUUUCAAUAUCAAAACAACUUCAAUGAUUUUUUUUUUCCAUAAGACAUGUAAUCUUUAAAAAGAAAUAAGGAUUUAGUUUGCAUGACGAUUUCAUGAUUUCCACCAAAGACUUCCAGGUGCAACUUCUAAUAUUGAUUUGUUGCUUGUAGUGACUAUGCACUUGAGUGUUUGCUAUUUAUGCAAUUGCAUUUUCAAGUCCAUUCAUACGCGAGGUGGAUAAUUCUAUGCACACCGCUAAUAGGUGUGUUUGUUCCACCUACAGUAUAUACGUGGCGUGCUUAUAUCAAAGAAUGUAAUUGUUCUUAUAAAAAAAAGGUGCUGUUUGCCAACGUGCUGCUCUGCUGACUAGCGGUGAGCUGAUCACUUUUUAACACGGCAAAAGUCAUUUUGUGCAGUUUAGUUGUGCUGGAAUAACAUAUCUUGAUCAGUUACUAAUUAAAUUGAAAUACUGUAUAAUUGCAACAAUAAUCCAACGUGAGCACUGCCCAUCUCUCCGAAAACAAAUCAGAUCAUGUUUUGAUGCUCAUUCUUUUUCGGGAUUUCUUUCUUUACUGGAAAUGCUUGCUUCUAUUUACAAACACAAGUAGAUGCUGUAAACAUUCCAUAUGGAUGGACUUGUCUUUUCAUUUAUUGUUCUGUUGCAGACUGAAUGCAUGUUACUAAUGUGUUGUCUCUUAUGUAAUGCAGGCAUUUUUUUCUUUUUUGACAAACACAUGUUGAGCGUGAAAGUGUUUUGUGUGUGUGUGUGUGUGGACACUGUGCACUACUUGGCAUCAGUGUUCCAUCUGGUUAGACUAGUUUAUUUCCAUGCAACGUUGGGUAAUCGGGGUUGUUCAUAGCGUCAAAAAUGGGUGGAAUUCUGUCAAAUGUGAAGGCAUAGCCUAAAGUUGAAUCAGAAGUUAACUUUUAGGUGGAUGGCUUUAUUUUUAUUUUUUUUUUUCUCCAUUUCAGACAAACACUUCACCAACCAAAAUGUCUGUACUUGUAUCUCAGCACUGAUGUCCUUCAGUGACUAUUUGGUUGAAAGCACUUCCUUUCCUCUACUGCCUGAAACCGAGGAAGUUCCAUUAUUUUUUUUAAGUACGCUCUUCUUUGACACAAUUUAACAUGGUUUCUUGUUAUCUGCUUUUCUGUCUUUCCAACUGUCCUUUUUUUGUACUUUCUUGGUGACAAGCAUUUUUUUUAUAUUUUUGUGUCUUUUUCAUU